GUCGUAGCGAAAUGAACAGUUUUAAAAAUAUGAAACGUCGAAAAACAGUUAAAAAGCCCCCAAAUUGACUUAUUAUUAAAUUUAAAUUAUUAAUUUCGUGUAAAUUAAAAUCAAAUUUUGCGUUCAAUAUGUGCAGCCACGCCCACUUCCAUGUUCGUGGCUAUUCGUGUGAUUUCGUAUCAAUGAAACAAUCAACAAAUCAAACAGCUGAUCUAACCUAAAAUGAAUUAAAUUAAGUAAUUUUUAAAAUUUGAUGUAAGUGAGAAGUGUGUGAAUAAUGCCUAAUGAAGCUCGGUACGCGUUAUUAUACAGUGAUUAUGAGAGUGCACCGAUUUUGCGUUUGCCUUUUGAAAAAUUUUCAAUUAUAACCGUGGGUUUGCCAUUGUUUGCUUUCAUAUUUUGCAUUAUUUAUUCGGUGAUUUUUCAUUUUGAAACAGCCACUUAUACCCAUUGUCAAGUGUUUAAUGUUUUACCGUCCAUUUCUGCCGCUAUUGGAAAUUUUUCACCACAACGACAAGUUUGGCAAAUGGCUAUAGUUUUACAUGCUGUGCCAAGAUUCUCGAUUGCCUUUGUUUACCUCCAACACCAUCAAAACGUUUUAUACCAAAAUGACCAAUGGAUGGGGGCCGUCGCAUGUGUUCUUAAUGUUGUUGAAAACAUUUCGUUGAUCAUACUGUCUUUUUGGACCUCAUCGCAACACUAUCCUGUUCAUGAAAAAGCCUUCAUCACCUUUAUAUUGAUGUCGGAGUUUUAUAUGAUUUUAAUUUAUAUUCUCCAAAGACGUUGCAAAAAACGCCACAAAGAAAGUCUGAAAUGGAAGAAAAGACUACUCAUUACAAACAUAUCAUCUAUUUUAGUAGCAACUUAUUGCUUUCUGAGGCACAACUCGUAUUGUGAGCCUUAUGUAUAUUCUGGUUUUGCCUUGGCAGAAUAUACAGUAGUAUUAACAAAUAUGGCGUUCCACAUGACUGCUUAUUUAGAUUUUAAAAAUAAGGAUUUGGUGGUUUAUAAAUACGGUGUUGCUUUAACGGAAAGAUAAUAUUUAGUUGUAUAGCUAGUUAUACAAUAAUUAUUUCGUGCUUUAGGAAAUUAUCACAUGGCAUAUUUGUAAUUAUUGGCCAUUCAACACACCAAAGAUAUAUUUCUGGAGUUCUAAAACUAAAUUUUAUAAGAACAUAAAAAGUAUUUUGUACUAAUCCAAAAAUAACUAUUUUGUGUAGCAUGCAAGUGGCCCAAAACUGAACUGUUGUUUGCAAAUACCCUGCGAUCAAAAAAUAAAUAAAUUAGAGUAGGCGGUGAUUAAAGUCCUUCAGAUGGCAAUCCUGAUUUUUGACAUCAAAUAUCAGCGAAAACUUUGACAGGUUUGCGUUUUAUUCAUUUUAAAUGAAAUAAUAUGUUCACUUUAGAGCAGACAUUUUUUUUUGUUGCAAGUUAUUACAAAAAUGGUGAAUGGUCAUUUUCACUUUCAGAUUUCCAUCCAAUGUGUUGCCAACUGUAGAAUUUAAUUAACGCCUACUCUAAUUUUUUUUCAUCGCACGUUAUUAAAUUUAUGUAGAUAAAUGUUCAUUUAAUGAGUUGUAUAUACAGAGGUGUCCCAGCGAGUUGAAAAAGUUCAUUAGUGACCUUUCAAUGGUGAAAUUAAAAAAAAAAUUGAUAGAUACUAAUAUAGUCCAUCGCCUAAAAUUAUUUAAAACUAUACAGCGUGU
Messenger RNA from Tribolium madens (black flour beetle), 1706 nucleotides. Its product is annotated as post-GPI attachment to proteins factor 2-like. Bases 278 to 1039 code for a protein of 253 amino acids. The transcript is spliced from 3 exons. Gene Ontology annotation, cellular component: endoplasmic reticulum membrane; Golgi membrane. Gene Ontology annotation, biological process: GPI anchor biosynthetic process. NCBI's taxonomy places the organism in Eukaryota, Metazoa, Arthropoda, Insecta, Coleoptera, Tenebrionidae. The record is from RefSeq and is a predicted model, not a curated record.